This is a messenger RNA of Diaporthe citri, 2208 nucleotides long. RefSeq lists its product as uncharacterized. The record is from RefSeq and is a predicted model, not a curated record. The coding region runs from base 1 to 2208 and encodes 735 amino acids. Gene Ontology annotation, molecular function: protein binding. NCBI's taxonomy places the organism in Eukaryota, Fungi, Ascomycota, Sordariomycetes, Diaporthales, Diaporthaceae. The transcript has 4 exons.
AUGGCCGUCACGGACGAUAGAAUCUAUCAUCCGACGGACGCCCUCAUUCUCCGCAAGCCCAAGCGACACUACCGCGUCGGUCUGCGCGUCGAACACUGGCAACUGCGCUCCCAAAUCGGCCUGUCCUCGCCGCGCUACAUCUACUACCCCGGGGGGAACGAGAACAACCAGAUCCAUCGACUCGACACUGCAUCCCACGAAAGCGAAACAAUCAAGAUCCUCACCUUCGCCCCCCGAUGCCUUGUGGCCAAGUAUGGUUGGAUAUGCGCCGGUGGUGAGAACGGCGAGUUCGUGGCCGUACAGGUGGACGAUGAAAGUGAAGGGGGCGAUCUAGGCCGCAACAACGUCGAGAGAGACCUAUUUUCGAGAUACCGUCGAUCUUCCGCCAACAACGGCCCCUCAGACCAAGACCACUGGCUCAAUGCUUUCCACGAUCAUGUCCGAGCCGGUUCACCCGACGAGCGACUGCGCCUAGGCAUCGAUCCGGCCUCCCACAACGACAGUGACGACUCUAUGCCACCCCUGAUCCCAACCAGCCCUAGGACGCAGCCGAGUUCCGACAAGAGUCUGCACGCUCGUUCCAAGACAUUUGGCAGGGAUCGCGUGAACUGCAUCACGCUUUGGACUCCGCAGGUUUCCAGGGUUGGGUUUUUCGAAGGAGCAUACUCUACGCCAGUGGCAGUUCUUGCAAAUAACGACAAGCACGUCACAGUGGUGGGAUUGCGGGAUCAGGACGCAGUGGACGAGCUGACCUAUCCAGACUGUGUCAAUCGCGCCCUAAUUUCACCAGACGGCCGCCUGCUUGCCGCUGUCUGCGACGACCCUUACUUGUAUGUUCACGAGAGGGUGGCAAGGCAGAACACUUGCCCCGGCCUGUUCACGCGCAAGGAGGAUUUCGAGUGGAGACUGUGUGCAAAGAUACCCCUCAAAAGCCAGCGAAAAGAGGAUCGCUCCGACCAGCGAGGUAGUUUUGCCGCCUGCUUCUCGAAUACCGGACGGUUCCUCGCUGUGGGGACUCAGUAUGGCGUUAUCUCCGUAUUCGACACUGCCUCAUUUGUUGAGCCAGGUAGCGAUCCCCUGAUCACUGCUUUCACUUCGUCAAGAGCAAAAGAUGACGUGGGUGCCGUUCGUGAUAUGGCUUUCUGCCCGGGACCAUUCGACCUGUUGGCAUGGACAGAACACCGUGGUCGCGUCGGUGUUGCGGAUAUUCGGAGCAAUUACGUUUCGCGUCAAAUGCUAAAUUUGAACGACCACGACGGGUUCGAGCAGAUCAUGAUCACGGAGAGGGGUUCAAUCGACCCGCGACUGCUGGAACGGAACGACAGCGGAGAACUCAGCUACUCAAGUAUCUCGACUGCAGAGAACCGACGGGCAGCACGGCGCCAAGCCACCGACUACCACCCUCCGUUGACCCCGGAGGAAACCAUGGUGAUAGAGGCGCUUCAGGAGCACCGUAGGCGCAGGGAGCAGGCUGCUGCUCGGAACAAUCCCACAUCCGGCUCCAACAUGUCGAGGUUGAUGGAACGCCUACACAACAAUCGGCAGCAGCGCGAGAAUGCCACUGCACUGGCCCUGAACGACUCCAGCUCUAGACUACGCUCUGAGGCAAGUAAUUCCCGCCGAGUAGGCGACAUAUUGAGCGACAUCCAAAGCCAGCGCGACCGUCUCCGCGACCAAUCUGACCGUCUUCGCGAACAGUCAGAACGAGUACGCGCGCGCCGCCUCGCAGUCGACGAGGCAGAGAGGCACAGGCUGUCUGGCGGCUCGAUCCGGGCCCUGCGCGCGCCCCUCGUGCUCCCUCAGAGCAGCGAGUCGCCGCGCCAAGUGUACAUCAACAACUCGUACACCGACCUCGAGGCCCUGUACCAGUCGGCGUUCGAGGGUGGGGCCGCCUCGGGGGACGGGCCCUACGAGCCGGGCCAGGGCGAGUCGACCGGGAACAGGACGAGGGACUACCUCUCCGUGUGGAGCAACAUGCUGAGGGACAGGGACAACGAGGGCGAGCCGACCAGCCGGCUCGGGCGGGCCCGCCUGGACCGUCUGGUCAACAUCCCCGGUGGCCGGGUCGACCGCGAGGACGACGACACUGCCGGGCUGGCAUGGAGCGAGGACGGCCGUAUCUUAAUCAUCGGUGCCGUGGACGGCAUAUACGAGUUCCACGUCGACCUGUUCAGCAGGCGGGUCUUCCCCAGCGUGGAGAUGCGGUGA